UCAUUUUGUGUAUUAUUAAUAAGUUUACAUAAUAAACUUGGAGAAAUGUGGACAAGGGUACUAUUGUUAUUUUUUGCGGUCUCGAUUUUCGCGUCUAAUUGGGACAUCGUGAACGCCGAAGAUCCUUACCGGUUUUUCACUUGGACCGUCACUUACGGAACGGCUUCGCCGCUCGGCCUCUCUCAACAGGUUAUCCUCAUCAACGGUCAAUUCCCCGGUCCUAGUCUUGAUUGUGUGACGAACGACAACGUAAUCAUCAACGUCGUUAAUAAGUUGGACCAGCCUUUCCUUUUGACAUGGUGAGUAAAUGCUUUUUAUAUUCUUGGAUUUAGGAAUACGGU
This is a messenger RNA of Erythranthe guttata (spotted monkey flower), 341 nucleotides long. Lineage: Eukaryota; Viridiplantae; Streptophyta; Magnoliopsida; Lamiales; Phrymaceae. The record is from RefSeq and is a predicted model, not a curated record.